GCUGCUCCACACGUGGCCGACUCUGCACGGGGAUCCCCUGAGGAGAGACUCCAGACUACAAGAACAGAAAAAAGCUGAAUGAUUGAGACCAAAGCGAGAGAAUAAACAAGCAUGGGAGCGUGACACGGGUCAGCGGCAGGCGGAGGAGGCGGUGAUUAAUGAGCUGUGGAGGUGUCCUCGCUGCAGGCCCGGCCUCCCCUGUGUAUCAUCCUCCUCCUCCUCCUCCUCCUCACUUCUCUCCAUCUGUUAUGAUACAGCUCCAACCGGUCACAUUAUCCUUCCCUCCGUCUGGAAACCACCGCUGCCUCGGAGCCCCUCAGGAUAUCAACUUUACUUUGCACCUGGGUGGCAACUGUUGCAGGAUCCAGUGCACACUUUUUUUUCUUUGUCUGUGAGCAUUGACUGGGAAACCUUCAGGUGUUUGAUUCAGCAGGAUCUCCGUCUGUGUGUUGUUACACAUCUUUUAUUUCUGGAGGAAAGGAAGCUGUGAGGAAUUUUACGUGAGUUGCUUUCGGCACCUGGACGCUGAGGAGGCAAGCAGGAUGCACUUACUCACUUACUUCUGGUUCCUCACCACGACUCUGAUGUUGAUCCAUCAGCAUCAAGCCGCUGCCUUCUCUGUUACGAGCCCCACAGCGGAGGAGGGCCCCCUGGCGCAGCUCCCCCACGCGGCCCACCGACGAGAGAAACGCUGCUCUUGCGAGAACCAGAAAGACAAGGAGUGUAUUUUUUUCUGCCACAUUGGUAUCGUCUGGGUCAACACGCCGAGCCACGUGGUUCCUUAUGGAUUCGGUCCUGUCCGACUGAAGCGGGACCUCGGACGCUGCCUCUGCACAAACACACAGGACGCCAAGUGUGUGAGCUUCUGCUCUAGGGGAAAAUGCUGCGGUGACGAGGACGACUGACAAACAAUUGAAGAGAUACAGAGCAGCAUUCUGGGAAAAAAGGAGCCGACACGCACUCAAACACCAGACCUGAUUAGUAACAGAAGACCUUUAUGCAUCAGAAAUAACAGAAACAGUUUGUACAGUGUGUGUGUGUGUGUGUUAUGUAAAUGUAAUGAUGGUGAAGUAUUAAGAGAGGAGCGCUGACCACUGACAAGCUCAUGUUUUUAUCAUUUAGCUGAUGACACACAGGGAGGGAGUUGAACCUGUGACCUUUCGGUUAGCUCAGCCUCGGGGAGAAAAAGGUCCAGACAUUUACAACGUUUUUUUGGUAUUUUAAUUCUAAAUUCUUGCUGUAAAUUGUCGGCGUGGUCUGUUUCUGAUCCACAGCUCUGUUGUUGAGAGCUGAAAACCUCACAUCUCCACAGCGACAACUCGUUUUUUCAGGUAGGAACAGCCGCGAUUAAAGCAGGACAGCCACAACUUCAUGUUUGUCCGAGUCUGUUUUGAAGUUUUUUAAGAACCCUGAUUAAAGAACGGCGAAAUAUAGAUCAUAACGUGUAAAUAAAUAUAUAUAUAUAUUUUAUUAAUAGACGCUUUUUAAUAUUUGAGAGAUGGAUGUUAAAAAGCCAAUGACUGAGUGUUAGGGCCACAAAAAAUCUGACAUUUGAAGAAUUAAGUUAUUUUGAGCAAAAAGUUGUAAUAUGAAAACAAAUGAAAAUGUAUUAUGAAAUAAAGUUGGAUCAAGAUGAA
Molecule: messenger RNA, 1637 nt
Organism: Sebastes umbrosus (honeycomb rockfish)
Lineage: Eukaryota; Metazoa; Chordata; Actinopteri; Perciformes; Sebastidae
Exons: 4
Coding region: 543-905 (120 amino acids)
Biological process (GO): regulation of vasoconstriction; intracellular calcium ion homeostasis; vein smooth muscle contraction
Cellular component (GO): extracellular region
Molecular function (GO): hormone activity; endothelin B receptor binding
Source: RefSeq, a predicted model, not a curated record